GACCUGCAAUGUGUUCAUUAUCUUGUCUUCUAGUUAUACAAGUGCAAAGCAAUGAAGGUUCAAGCUCUGAUAAUUCUUUUCGUAGUGCAGGUUUCUUCUAUGACAACAAAAGAACCAAUUGAAAAUGAGAGGUUCAGAUUCAGAUAUGAUCCACAAUCGAUGAUACUGAUGGCAGUUAACCAUCACAAAUGUUAUCUUUACGCAACAUCCGGUUCCGAGUCUACAGAUGUUCAUACCACUACUGGACUUCAUCUUUUGGAGUUGAAGAUAAUUACUCUAAUUGACGACGAUACAGCGAUGUAUACUUCUAUUACUCACGAUGCUUUAAAAGCGGAGAGCACACUACUUGGUCAUGUCUGUCGUAAUCCCAAUAACACAAUAUACCAACUGAAUGUAUCUGGGUCAUAAGCAUAUUUGUUUGCAUUAAAUUAUGUCACAUCU
This is a messenger RNA of Mytilus trossulus (common blue mussel), 441 nucleotides long. RefSeq lists its product as uncharacterized. The transcript has 4 exons. The record is from RefSeq and is a predicted model, not a curated record. The coding region runs from base 52 to 408 and encodes 118 amino acids. Lineage: Eukaryota; Metazoa; Mollusca; Bivalvia; Mytilida; Mytilidae.